UUAUCCAAGAAUUGAAAUCACCGCCAUUGAUGAUGAUUCAAGACUGAACAAAACAACCUUCGCGGUUCCAAAGCAUCAAUUCCGAUCCAAGCAAAAAAAAAAAAAAAAAUGAGCGACGACGCGAAUUCCAAGGCCCGAGGACUUGCCGCCGACCACCAGAGCCAGCAGUACUACGGCACCUUCCAAGGCGUCGCUAACUACCCCCCUCCGCAGCCACCGUCCGAGCCGGUAGUCGGUUUCCCUACGCCGGCCCCUCCUCUCGGCGCCUCCGGCCGGCCUCCUCUACCUCCCCAGCGCCACCAUCACCACCACCACCACCACCACCAGGGAUACCAAACCGUCACCGGUUAUGCUGUUGUUGAGGGAAGGCCUGUGAGGGAACGAAGGCUUCCGUGCUGUGGUCUUGGAAGCGGCUGGUUAUUGUUUAUAAUGGGGUUCUUUCUUGGUGGCAUCCCCUGGUAUAUUGGAACUUUUAUUUUACUUUGUGUGAGGGUGGACUACAGAGAAAAACCUGGAUAUGUUGCAUGCACAUUAGCAUCAAUUCUUGCUGUGCUAGCUAUCACUCUUGGCGUUACAAAGCGAACUCACAACUGGUGAGGAUAAUAUGGACAACAAGCUUGAUUCUCUGUUUGUACCUAGAAUAGAAGCAGUUGGAUGGCUAUUGUUAAAUUAUACAUAUUGGUUUUUCUGUUGCAAAUUCUUGACAGAGUGUUGGGUGUUUUGUAUCUAUAAAUAUGGUUUUCUGUUUCUCCAAACUUGAAAGCAACAUUCACAGUAUACUAACUUGGAUAGGAAAAUUAAUACAAAAGGAAGGGAAGGAAGCAAUGUAUAUAUAUGCAACAAUGUGGUGUUUCACAAAUUACUAAUCCGGACCAGAUUUGAAAUA
Molecule: messenger RNA, 886 nt
Organism: Rosa rugosa (rugosa rose)
Lineage: Eukaryota; Viridiplantae; Streptophyta; Magnoliopsida; Rosales; Rosaceae
Product: large ribosomal subunit protein eL20z-like
Exons: 4
Coding region: 109-597 (162 amino acids)
Source: RefSeq, a predicted model, not a curated record